CACGGUCGCUAGAUCAUAAGCUAUGUACUAAAAAAUUAGUGCUUUACUUUCGUGGGGUGGCAUAUAUUUUUGGGAAGGUGAAUCAUGAAAGCGGCAAGCGCGCUGGCGCAUCACAUCCUUACGCCUCCACCUUCCUCUUUAUAUCCUCAUCCCUCUGCAAGCCUGCAACCUUACAAUUCGACAACUUCUUCAUUGUUUGUUCAAAUGGGGUCUUCUUCAUCGCCUAGGUCAUUGGGUUGCGCGGCAACUUCCACGGCACUGAAACAUACGAUCUCAGUCCCUUGGGCUUGGGACAGGAACAAAGCACGAACGGUCUCCCACCACUCUUCUCCCGGGUAGAUGAGCUUGCGCUGAUGAUUAUAGCCUAGGACAGAUUUCUAAACCCCGUCUUCUCCGUAGAAUUGUUUAGGAAGUGAUGGGGAUGGGUCGAAUGUACAGGACAAAGGAUAGGCAGCACAUUUAUCGACAAAUC
Messenger RNA from Hyaloscypha bicolor E, 472 nucleotides. RefSeq lists its product as uncharacterized. The transcript has a single exon. The record is from RefSeq and is a predicted model, not a curated record. The coding region runs from base 85 to 339 and encodes 84 amino acids. Lineage: Eukaryota; Fungi; Ascomycota; Leotiomycetes; Helotiales; Hyaloscyphaceae.